Molecule: messenger RNA, 1201 nt
Organism: Stylophora pistillata
Lineage: Eukaryota; Metazoa; Cnidaria; Anthozoa; Scleractinia; Pocilloporidae
Source: RefSeq, a predicted model, not a curated record
CUCUUCAGCCGACUCACUGCCCCUGGGUCUCCGAGGAUUGAGUACCCGUUGUCACGUUAGCAUUCUUAAGAACAAGUGAUCCGCUUUUUAUUUUGUCGUCAUUGCAGUUUUUGGUUGUGUCUGUUAUGCUGCAAGCAGCUGGACGUGGAAAUGAGCUUCCUUUCUGAUUUCUACGCGAAAGUUUUGGGGACGAAAUCAAAGAAAUUAGAGGAAACCUGUUCCGCGGACGGUGGAAACGGCUUCAUUGAAGCAUACGACAAUGAAGACGGCUUUGUGUUGUAUACUCCAGAACAAAACAAGCGAUACAAGCAAUCUGAUUAUAGUCCUGAAUGUGGAAAUGUUAGAGUGUUUGAAAAUGCCCAGCAGAGCUGUCGAUAUUCUCCAAAAGGGUCAACUGCUUCUACAACAUCAACUUCACUGACGGUAUCAAAAAAGAACACAACUUUCAUUACAGUCUCUGAUAUUCCGAUGGAGCUGUCUAAACAACUUCAAGCAAUAUUACAUGUUAAUCAAAGGACUGGUGAUGUUCUGAGAAAAGCAUUGCCCAAUAUUGAUCAAUAUAACUAUGACUUUUCACUGGAGAGAGCUGUCAUCAGGUCAUUUGAAGGGGUUUUGUGACUUUUUGUUCAGAUAUUGCACCAUAAUGACUAAACAAUUGAGUUGAGUACUGGUAAUUUUUUUUUACAUCUUCUUCUCUCUCAGAAGUGACAAAUCUGUGGAUUUUCCGAUUAAUCUUACCGCAAUGUCGUUCAGACAAAAAGUAGUGCUCCGAGAAUGAAAUAGCACCAAAUUACCAAGGGUAGCGCCAUUAUUAGGAUGUUUUGUCAUGAAUCAGGAGAAUUAUCCCAUCAUUCUUUGGAGUGAAAGGGUUAAAAGAUUGAGACAGACAGUACUUGAAAGUUAGUCUAGAAAAUGAACAGUUAAAUUAUGCAACUUACCUUAUUUGUAGUCUUGACAAGGGUUCUUCAAAGCCUUCUGAAAUUACCAAGGAAAUCUUUUAAUGUGGUUUCAAACAAUUUUGAUAUUUUUAAUCAUCUAUUCGUUGACGUAUCGUGACUUUCACACUUUUUCAAUUUUCUCCUUGAAAUUGGUACAAAAAACCUGCUCAUUCAAUACAAGUUGUGAUUAUUUUACUUUAUUACAUUGCUCGCAGCGCCUGUGGGCAAGAUGAAGCGAGUCCUGUGUUCUGAUUGGCUGCCCG